UGAAUAAAUAAAGACAGACAGAUAGAUAGAUAGGAAUAUAAAUAAUGUAAAAAAAAUGUAAUAGAAUAAAAGACUAAUAAUUAUUUGACUUUAUUUGUAUUUUAUUUGCACUUGCCUUUAUAAUCAUACUAUUAUGAAAUUAUUGCAGUUUGGAAGCAUGAGGACAUUUGUGCUGAUAAUAAGCAACUUUUUUUUAAUAAGUGCUGCACCAGUGGAUCAGCAUCAUGGCAUAGAAGCCAGAUCUGUGAGUGAAGAGGGGGGGUUGCAAGACCUAAUAACCCAGAUGAGGGACACUCUUGCGAAUGUCAACAAGCCCCCCAUCGCUGAACCAACAACAAGACCCAUAGGUAUUCAGGUACAAGAACCUUCUCCGCAGCUCCAGACAUACAUCCUCAAUCCACUGCCCCCUGCCAUCGCUCCUGCGGACCCUAAACCAGCACAGCAACCCUCUGUACCACAGAUUAACCUUUACAUCUCCGGCCUUCCUCAGCAGGACAGGCCAACAGUAGCAGAUCCUGCAAAACAAGCAUCCUUACAGCAGCCAAUGCUGGCCACUCUGGAGUCGAUGCCCGCCGUUCAAAGCCCUGCUCAGGUUGUGCCGCUUCCGGCCUCGUACAGCUCUGUUUUGCCUCAGAAUAGCAUAAUGUUGCCGCUCAGCAUGCCCUCUCAGAUGUAUCCACACAUGAUCAGUCCUCUCCAGUCCCCUCCUUUCCUCGGCCCGCAGCCCAACCCAUACUUUCAGCCUCUAAAUUCACUCCUGAGUCCUCAAAGUUUUGGUCCGUACCCUUUUUAUCCUCAGACAUAUCCUCUCAAUCCCUACAUGAACUGCAUGCCUAAUGUUGCGGUAUCACCCCCCAUCAUAUUCAGAGAGCGUGGGCAGACACUUACCACACAGGUGUGAUUUUAAAUCAGAUUGUAGCCUCUAUAUAUCACACCACCGGGCAAAUGGAUAAGUAGAUAAAAAGAGUUAAGCAUUUUUACGUCUAUGUUAUUUUAAUGCAUUUAGCUUUAGCGGUAUAGUAAAAUAACAGUCUGUUUUCUUUCAUGCCAUUUCAUUUUUAUUAUGAAUGCAAUUUUUAAUUUUGUUAUUCUGUUGUAUUUCUUCCAUUUUACAUUUUAUGUCAAUUUAGUCCAAAACACAUUUUAUAUAAUUUUCCAUUUCUUCUUUCUGUAUCAUGCAUGUUAUGUAAUAAAUGUGCUGAAUAAAUAGCUCAGCCUUGCCUGUUAGGACAGUAGUUACAAUAGUCACAAUAAAAAGGGUUUGAAAAUGUCUUCCACAUCUCU
Messenger RNA from Puntigrus tetrazona (Sumatra barb), 1284 nucleotides. RefSeq lists its product as uncharacterized. Lineage: Eukaryota; Metazoa; Chordata; Actinopteri; Cypriniformes; Cyprinidae. The record is from RefSeq and is a predicted model, not a curated record.